AAUCUUCCGUUUUUUAGAGAUGUAUCGAACUAAAGUAGUACCCAGAUUUUUUUCUCUCUGCAGGCUUCACUUCCGGUUUCUCUUAUUUUGAAGUUCCUAACCGGAAGCUCCGUUGUAUUCAUGCUACCUUGAUGAAGCUGAUGAGUAACAAGUGAAGUGAGCGGCAGACCUCAAACUUCUCCAUCAGGACCGGAGGGAGGUUCGGCUGUGAGACAGUUUUAUGGACAGUUUCUGUUUCCAAAGUCAAAUAUUUGUCGCAGCACAUGUCUGUGAAAAGGGAAAAUAACACGGAGCACUUACAUUUAGCUCAACGGUAAAAAAAAAAAAAAAUGAGCCCGGUUUUAUUUCUGUUGCUUCUGUUUCUUCGGACCGUGGAGCUCCGCCAUGUCCGCUCAGACCCGGGGCUUCAGUCGGGGUCCUCGCUGGAGACGAUGCGGGCGGAGGAUGCUGCCGGGACAGAGGAGCCCCUCACCCGGGAAAGGACUUCUGUAGGUGGAAGUUUCAAAGUCCCCGACCUGAGGCGGGUCGCCCGAGGAGCCAAAGAUGGGAGCCCCAGGAAAAGAGACCCGCACUCGCACCCUCCGAGCGGUUACGGGGGGCAACCGCGGCGAAUCGACGAUCCGAGCGGUUACUUCACCACGCCGCGGACCGACCGGUACACCUCCGCCCCGGCGGGUAACUCCUCGUCGGGUCGAGGGAUCCUCAACCCGCUGUACCCGGUCACUGACGGCGCCUACUGGGCGUACGCUGUGAUGCUGCUGGCGCUCGUGCUGUUCGCCGCGGGCAUCGUGGGAAACCUCGCGCUCAUGUGCAUUGUGUGGCACAACUUCUACCUGAAGAGCGCGUGGAACUGCAUCCUGGCCGGGCUGGCGUUCUGGGAUUUCCUCGUCCUGUUCUUCUGCCUUCCGGUGGUGGUCUUCCACGAGCUCACCUUGAAGAGGUUGCUUGGAGACCUGUCCUGUCGGCUCGUGCCCUAUCUGGAGGUGUCGUCUCUGGGCGUGGCCACAUUCAGCCUCUGCGCUCUGAGUAUCGAUCGUUUCCACGCAGCCACCGGCCCCGGGCCCCUGCAGACGCCGAAGGUGGAGCCCUGCCAGUCCAUCCUGUCCAAGCUGUCCGUCAUCUGGGUGGGCUCCAUGUUGUUGGCCGCCCCCGAGCUGCUUCUGUGGCAGCUCCUGCAGGAGACUGUCAGCCUGCCGUCGCUCCCCACCGACCUGCAGCAGGGCCAGCCAGGCGGCUCGCUGAUGGCUGCGCUCAGAGCCCGAACAGAAACGUUUAAGGUGGAUAUCUGCGUCCGGGAGCCAUCGGUGGAGCUACCAGAGAGCAUCUACUCCCUGGUGCUGACGUACCACGAGGCCCGCAUGUGGUGGUUCUUCGGGUGCUACCUCUGUUUGCCACUGCUCUUCACUCUGGCCUGCGACUUGGUGACAAGGCAAGUGUUAGCCCAGCGUCUCCUACAGAAACCUGAGGGUGACAAGGUUAGCGGCAGGUGCUCCUCCACCUCCUCCUCUUCUUCUUCCACAAAGAAGAAGCAGCACGUGAGGGAGCAGAGGCUGCGCUCCACUGUGAUGGCCCUCACCAUCUUGUACAUCACGUGCAACCUGCCUGAGAGCAUUUGCAACAUCACCCUGGCGUACAUCUCUGUCCCGGUGUCGGCCGUGCUCCCGGCUCUGGCUCUGCCGGCGCUCGGUUUGAUCGGACAGUUCCUGUUGUUCGUGCGAUGCUCGGCGACGCCGGUGCUGCUGCUGUGCCUGUGUCGCUCCCUGGGCCAGGCCUUCAUGGACUGCUGCUGCUGCUGCUGUGAAGAGUGCGUCCCAGACGGCAGCUCCUCCUCGUCCUCGUCCGCCUCAGCUGCAGCCACCUCCACCCUCUCCUCGCCCACAUCGCCCUCUCCGUCCUCCCUGUCUCCGUCCAGCAAAGAGGAGACGAUGAAGAGCGUGUUGGCGACAGAACCAGCGGUCUUUGACAGAGUGAAAGACUCUUCAGCAGCUAUCGGGACGCCGUGCUGAGGCCCAGAACUGCCACACAAGUAACUUUAAAAGAUCAUUUAGGUUUAUUACAACUUUCUCCUUAUGUUUAGAGUCUGUUCAUUCUGUCAGUAAUUAUAACACUCACUAAGUUCAUGGCUGAGAUCCAGGAACACGGUGUCAUCACUGAAAAAAUGACAAGGUCAUGAAAGAUGAACAGUCAGACGACCAGGUUUGAAACAAGCCAAAAGUAUGUUUAGAUUACACCACAUGGUGAAAAGUAUGUGGAGCAGAGGAGAGUUAUUAUCUGUAGCUACAAUUUACAGAUGUCCUUUAAACGCCUCGUGCAGGCUGUUGGCUAAGCUACAGUGCAUUCAGAAAGCCUGUUAUGUUGCAGCUUUAUGCUAAAAUCAAAAAAUCAACAAUCAGUACCACAUAAUGACAAAACAAAACGUAAGACAUUUUAUACAUUUAUUUAAAAGGAAAAACUGAAAUAUGACAUUAGCAGAAGUCUUUGUUCCUUUUGCUGUGACACUUGAACUUUAACUCACGUUCUUCCCAUUUCUCUUUGACAUGUUUCUCCACCUGUGUAAAAUUUAAUUGAUUAGACACACCUGUCUAUAUUAAGGUCUCACAACUGACACAGUGCUCCAUGAUUGUUACAUGGAGGAAGUGUGUAACAAUCAGGACUCUUCCUAGAGCUGGUCACCGGACCUUUGUAUUAGAGGAGACCAAGAACCUGAUGGUCUCUCUGGCUGAGCUCCAGAGAUCCUGUGUGGAGAGAAACUUCAAGAUUGAUUUGAUUUUAGCAUAAAGCUGCAACAUAACAACGUGUGAAUAAAGUGCAGGGGUGUGAAUAGAUUCUGAAUGCACCGUAUAUAAAGUUGCAACAGGGUUAUUUUAUCUACCUGGGUGGGUUUUAAUCUACCUGUAAUGUAUGAAGAAAACGCUGAAGAACCUGACUGUGAGCCAGACCUUAUGUGGUUAAAUGGGGUCAAAUCCCUGCAGCCAGGAUCCAGAUCUGAUGAAGAGCCUGAGGCCAGAAAGAGUGGAGGUUGUUACAGCAGCAGAUUAAUUCAACACACAGUAUAUCACACACAGUAUGUGGGGAUAAUGGUGUUGUACUGAUGAUAAGAAGCUUGUGUUUCUGGACCUGUCAGUCGUCUUUUUAGUGAUGAGGUUUGUUUUUAUUUCUCUCCGCUGUACUCAGGUCUCUCUCCUGGUCUCACUGAGAUUACCUGAUUAAAUAAAAGUGAUAGAAAUCGUUUUCUCUGAUCUCAGCCACUAAGUCAGUGAGUACAGUGUUCUUACAGAAAUAAUGGACAAAACUACCAAAAUAAAACCCGAGCUGUAAUAAACUGGAAUAAUCUUUUAAUCUCAGUCUGUAUGAACUGUAGAGCCACUGGUUAGAGUUAGAUAACUGUACAAAAUAUCCUGUUCUUAUAAAAAGGAGUUUAGAUGGAUUUAAUCCUGUUGUUGAACGACUUGUAAUAGUUUUGCAGUUUUUUUAUGAUACAUUUUACAUGUCGUAGUCAUUAAUAACUAACACUCAUUCAGGAUAUUAGUAUUACCUGCUCUAAGUACUGUACAAGAGAGAAACACUGGAUCAUUUGAGUUUGGGGGAUUUUACGAUGAUGAGACUUUGGUCAGCAGACUGACUGACUGCUGUUUGUGAACUGUUUAUUUUUUUCCCAUUGAUUUUGCUGUACGUGUUUGCUCAUACAUGAUUCAUGUAUGCCUGACUUACACUGUGUCCACAGAGGAUGUGUCAUGUAAAUAGUACAUCGCCACUCUGACAGUUUACAUUACUCGAUAUUAUCCUGUGUAGUCAACAGGUUCAAACUGUGGUGAGAGAUCAAUCAACAUUUUGAAUUUACAUGAAACAAUUCAG
Molecule: messenger RNA, 3855 nt
Organism: Lates calcarifer (barramundi perch)
Lineage: Eukaryota; Metazoa; Chordata; Actinopteri; Centropomidae
Gene: gpr37l1a
Product: G protein-coupled receptor 37 like 1a
Biological process (GO): positive regulation of MAPK cascade; adenylate cyclase-inhibiting G protein-coupled receptor signaling pathway
Cellular component (GO): signaling receptor complex; plasma membrane
Molecular function (GO): G protein-coupled peptide receptor activity
Source: RefSeq, a predicted model, not a curated record